Messenger RNA from Rubroshorea leprosula, 1144 nucleotides. NCBI's taxonomy places the organism in Eukaryota, Viridiplantae, Streptophyta, Magnoliopsida, Malvales, Dipterocarpaceae. The record is from the annotation of a GenBank genome assembly.
UUGGGACACAAUAAUGCUUCCAUCACCUUAUUCUAUCUUCUGGUCAGUGAUAGGUGGUUGGCAAGUCUGUAGAUUGUCGCAAAAAAGGUGCGUUUUAUGCUAGGGUCCAGUAAUUCAACUGUUUGUGAAAGAUGUAAAGCUGGAAAUGUAGCUUUGUCUUCUAACUUUUUGUGCAUUGUGGAGCAUAGAGGAUCUUAUUGCCGGAUUUGGCUGCUAAAGAGUUCUUGAAUGUGUAUGCUAAAAAGAAAUGCUCACAUGGUCACACCAAUAAGAAAAUCUCCAAGUUUAGAGUUGCAUAUUUUCAGGGCUCACUCAUUGCCUAUAAGCAUGCCUGCCGUUGCUUGGUGAUGCAUAAUGUAUUGUUACCCUUUUCGUUUGUUGCCCUUUUUGUUGACAGAGUAAAUUGAAUUACUAAAGCAAGUUUUUGUAUGUUUGAUUGUGUGGUUUUUACCAGUGUCUGAGCAGAAUGUUAAUAUGGGAUUCAAGUGAGAUUAUGAGGAAGCACUGUCCUGAAUCCCUGACAUGUAGAAAUUUUGGCUGUCUGGGCCUGCUGUACUACAAGACCAGAACGCAAUUCAAGUCUAGUCCCUACAUCUGUUAAGCGUUAUAAAUGUAGGCCAUGACACUGGAAUAAGUCGUCACAGGUCCACAUAAGGACCACGGCUACAGUGUGAAACAGUGACUUUCCCCCCAGGGAAAAUGGAUGGGAAAACCCAACUAAACCCUGCGUGAUGCAUUGACGCCAACAACCAAGUCUUUGAAUGUCAUUUUCUUCAUCAUCUCUCAAGACUUUGUCAAAACUAGCUGUAAAUUACAUGUUUUAUUGCGCUUCUUUCGCUAAAUUUAUGCUUGCAGAGUCGAUUAGUCCACCUUUGAAAUUGUCUUGUUAGUUUGAUUUGGUGCUAAUUGCAGACUACAGGGAAAUGGAAGAUUUUUAGAUACUUAAUUAGGAGUUGAGUCAAAAAAUUGGUACUGUGAGUGCCGCAUUGUCAAAGGGUAUGGUCCCGGAGUUCAAAUUUUGUGGCUUUGUGUUUUUCAAUUUUCAAUCUUCUCUUCUGUUUCCAUUGGCUUCCGCCCCUUUAAUUUAAGGGCAAUCUUCUACUUGUCAUUGUCCAAAAACAAGUAAUAAAAAUAACUCUUUUUU